AUGUUGCAUUUAUUCUCUGAAUUUUAUUACGUUCAGAUGCUUGCUGCUAACAACUGUCGGAAACAGCACAAUGGAACUCUUGCCAAGGUUGAAAGCCGCGACAAAUCAUAUUUCUUGAGCACCUUGUUCCCGUCAAAAACCAAGUUUUGGAUUGGUCUUCAGCGAGUGUCCGGGGAUUUCCAAUGGCCAGACGGCACCUGGCUUCAUUCAAAUGAUUAUCAAAUGUGGGCUCCAGGAUAUCCGAACUAUGACGGUGACUGUGUCUACAUGUACCAGUAUUCUGGAUUUAGCUUUGGUUGGUUCACCGACGAUUGCUACGACGACUUCGACUAUGUCUGCCAAAGUGCACCGUGCUCGGCAGAUACAUAUUGCUCAACAUUGGCUUAG
Molecule: messenger RNA, 387 nt
Organism: Ostertagia ostertagi
Lineage: Eukaryota; Metazoa; Nematoda; Chromadorea; Rhabditida; Trichostrongylidae
Source: the annotation of a GenBank genome assembly